Messenger RNA from Procambarus clarkii (red swamp crayfish), 673 nucleotides. The record is from RefSeq and is a predicted model, not a curated record. NCBI's taxonomy places the organism in Eukaryota, Metazoa, Arthropoda, Malacostraca, Decapoda, Cambaridae.
AUGUGCAAACACUCUCCAAAGUUCCAAAUUCACCCCCUUCGUGUGCCAACAGCAAGAUCAUAUCUGCGACACAUGUCAACACAGGAUCAUCUUACAACGGACCUUGAAGAGGUGGGAACUGGUCGAUUGUCGGGAUGGUCAGACCUUGAAGAAGUGGGAACUGGUCGAUUGUCGGGAUGGUCAGACCUUGAAGAGGUGGGAACUGGUCGAUUGUCGGGAUGGUCAGACCUUGAAGAGGUGGGAACUGGUCGAUUGUCGGGAUGGUCAGACCUUGAAGAGGUGGGAACUGGUCGAUUGUCGGGAUGGUCAGACCUUGAAGAGGUGGGAACUGGUCGAUUGUCGGGAUGGUCAGACCUUGAAGAGGUGGGAACUGGUCGAUUGUCGGGAUGGUCAGACCUUGAAGAGGUGGGAACUGGUCGAUUGUCGGGAUGGGGCCGUCCCUCUGCCCUUCCCCACCCUCCAGGGGCCGUCCCUCUGCCUCCCCACCCUCCAGGGGCCGUCCCUCUGCCUUCCCCACCCUCCAAGGGCCGUCCCUCUGCCUUCCCCACCCCCCAGGGGCCGGGCCGUCCCUCUGCCUUCCCCACCCUCCAGGGGCCGUCCCUCCCUGGGGCCGUCCCUCUGCCUUCCCACCCUCCAGGGGCCGUCCCUCUGCCUUCCCCACCCUCCAGGGGCC